Molecule: messenger RNA, 804 nt
Organism: Camellia sinensis
Lineage: Eukaryota; Viridiplantae; Streptophyta; Magnoliopsida; Ericales; Theaceae
Source: RefSeq, a predicted model, not a curated record
UCUACUUACUGCACCUGCUAUUAGAGACAACAGGUUUGACAAUUUAAGGUGGCCUACUGGUUGCUCAAAUAGAUUCUGUCUCCUCAGCCUAUCAUUGGUUUGAAUUGUCCUUGGGCCCUAUUUGUAUAAUUACUGCUUCUAUUUGAAAAAAUGUUGCCCCUCCCAAAGCUCAAUUCUUUGGGUGGUUGGCAUGGAGAAGGAGGAUCAAAUCAUCCAGCUAUCUUCAAAGGAUUGGAGUUCUCAAUAAUAAUGCUAUUGUUCUUUCUAUUUUCUGCAGGACUGAGGUGGCAUCUGAUGAUCAUGUGUUAUUGCACUGUCCGCUUGUUUGGUUACUUUGGUCACAUGUUAUUAGAUGGUGGGGUUUAGUUUGGGCAUUACCAGGCUCUGUUAAUGACUUACUCCAAUGGUGGGCCGGUGUAAAUCUGUCAAGACUGGAGAGGAAAAUCUAGAAUUCCAUUCUAUUUGCUGUUUUAUGGUGGAGGAAUCAAAGUUUGUGUUUGAAGCCAAGAUAAUCCAGAGAAUGGAGCUUCUAGUGCUAUCUACUCUUCAAUGGAAGAUGAAUUCUCUGACCCCACUAUCAUUUGUUGAUCACAUUGUGAGGAGGUUUGGAUUUAAGACAGAUUUGCAUUUGGAGUUUUUGUGGAGGUGUAUGAUCGCACAAUCACUAGAUUUAUUCGAUAAAUCUUGAAAGUUGUCGAUAUGUUUAGAAAGUUAGAUAUGCAUAGUUUUGGAUGGUUUAAACUUUUUGUAUAGUUUAGAACUUAAGGAUAUAGUUUUUGAAUGUUUGGAAUGUAUAGACAAUUG